Molecule: messenger RNA, 675 nt
Organism: Papaver somniferum (opium poppy)
Lineage: Eukaryota; Viridiplantae; Streptophyta; Magnoliopsida; Ranunculales; Papaveraceae
Product: cinnamoyl-CoA reductase-like SNL6
Exons: 4
Coding region: 204-491 (95 amino acids)
Source: RefSeq, a predicted model, not a curated record
GGUAAUUUUUGAUGUUUCUUUUUUUUUUUGUGCACAGGUAAUUUGCAGCCAUUAAAAGACUAGCUAGUUGUCUAAACAAUAAGAAAUUGAAGAUAUUUGAAACGGAUCCUUUUGAUUAUGAAAGUAUUAUCAACACUUUGAAAGAUUGUUCUGCUUUGUUCUACACUUUCGAAACUCCUCAAGAACAACCCAUCUUUGAUGACAUGGAUUUGCUAGAAUCAUGGGAUGUUAUUGACGGGAGAUCACAGAUUGAACAAAAGAGGAUGUCUGUGAUACGCGAUGGUGAAUUGGUACAGGAGUUUAUGGAUGAAAUUGAGGUUAGAGCUGCUCAUAACGUAUUAGAAGCUUGUGCCCAGACAGAUACGAUGGAGAAGGUUAUAUUCACAUCAUCUGUAACAGCAGUUAUUUGGGGAGAAGACCAUAAAUCCACCACCGCCGACAAAGAACUCUCUGAAAGGAAUUGGAGUGAUGUCAAGCCGGGUAACCCGUGAACCCGCAAGCUUUACCCGUUACGGGCGCGGGUUGAAGAAAUGACCACCCGUGAAGAAUAUCGACCCGCAGGUUUUGACCCGUGUUAACCCGAACCCGUGUAACCCGUAACAAGCCAGCCCCGACCCGCCCGUUUGCCAGCUCUACUUCAGAGAGAAAUGAAAGCCAGCGGAGGAAGAAAAAAAU